Molecule: messenger RNA, 1393 nt
Organism: Acaulospora colombiana
Lineage: Eukaryota; Fungi; Glomeromycota; Glomeromycetes; Diversisporales; Acaulosporaceae
Source: the annotation of a GenBank genome assembly
AUGGCCAGUGCAGUGGUCUAUGGCACCCUUAGUGUCCCUGUGAAACCCCCCAUUGCUUCUUCUCGCUCUCUCCAAUGGACGCCCGAUGGCCAACUUUUGGUGCUCGGUGAAACUACACAAGAAAUAGGAUUAAAACCUGAUGGAGAUGGGCAGCUUGGAGGGAGCGAUGUUAAUGGGGUGCGAUGGUCAACUACGGCGAUACCACUUCAAGCAACGAGUCAUUUCUGGCCAGAAAUUUGUCAGGGUUUGUUAUGUGAAUCAAGGAUGGACGUACAAGAUCUUAUGAUUCUCAGCUGCCUAAUAGUUACACUCUCGAGUAACCUCGAAGUUCACGUUUGGACUCCAAAAGAAAACCCUUAUCGCGGAGAAUGGAUAAAGCUUCAAGAUGUGACCCGAGAUUUGUGCAAGGUAACUCUACAAGGGAAAACACCAGACGUAGCAUCGGUACUUCGGGCUCAAAUUCAAGACCUUCUUCAAGGAACACAGGAAUACGUCCUUGCUUGCACUCGCGGUGGCAUCCAUCUCAUAGACAUAUACUACGACCCAACUUCCGUCGAGGCACAAUUCCAAAUACAACUCUCCCUGGAGGAGCCAUCUCGCCUCGAUCCUCGGGGAAUAACAGCAUUGGAAUGGAUAUAUCCACAAGGACAAGAUUUGGGACUGUCGAACUGUGGCGGAGUUCUAACUCGUCCAACUGGUCAGGAUGUCACUCUAUACAACUUGAGCUUCAAAAUGUAUCUACAGCAUCAACCAGUGUUGGCCAGGCAGCUGAUGGCUCCUAUCAUGCCAUCUUCGAUAUCUCAAAACGGCCUGUUGCUAGUCAACCAGAGGGAUGAACAUGCGAUCGAAGAAAUGACCGCCUGUAUAGAAAGGCCCACAAACUUUCUCUUGGAAUCACCCUUUAGUGUUCUUCAAGGUCCAUUUGUUUAUCUCCAGCAGAAGGGCUUUCUCCUUCGCAAUAAACAUCAUAUAAAUGAUCUCAUUGAGCCAAAUGAAGACAAUGUACCUCGUCAUCUCAUGCGAACAAAUGUAUCAAACAACGAGGCACCGGAUGAAUGGAGAGAAGCGGCACAAAAUUAUCUGACCAACGCUUUAUUUGCCAAUGAAGCGCUGAAUAAGGAUCGUUUGAAACUCAAUAUAGCCAACAACAAGUUGCAGAUUAGAAUCCACAUGCCUACUCUCUUGUCCUCAAUCAGCCCAACAGGUUCUACUCUGGUGAGAAUGAUGCUCACUCAGGCAAGAUUAUUCACCCUGCAGGAAGAAGUUCAAGUUCAGCGCAUCAGGGAAGAGACGAGUUCGAACUCGGGGAUUGAAGAACAAUGCGCCGCUUGUGGAAAAAGGAUAGAGUUUACAGAACUAGACACAGGGGUUUGCGAAUCUGGUCACUACUGGA